UCAUGUUUAUUUUGCAAUGCAUCGAACCGUGAAACUCUUGCAUAUCUCCUUGGUUUUGAAUGCAUUUGUUUUGUUAUUUGAUGUUGUGUAGAUGUUGCCCUUUUCUUCGCUUUUCCAGUAUUUGUUUGCCGUUAGCGCAUUUCUGAUGGCAAAAGCCGGAGGCUGUUUCUUUCAGAUCGGCUAUUUCUUGUACACACGGACACGGAUUGGCUAUUGGUACCACCAGAAGGAAAUCAGUAGAGCAAGACAAAAGCUGGGUCAUGCUGGACAUUCCAAAACAGAUGUCAUCGAAUAUCAAGAUCUAUCGAUUCUUCCAAUUCCUAUGUUGUUGGACAACUAUGCCUACCUCAUCACUGACAAGUCAACAAACACCUCUGUUAUUAUUGACCCCGGUGACCCAGAGCCAGUGCAGCUAAUUCUUGAUGAAAAGGGAAUAACUCCAGAAGCAUUGAUAAUAACACACAAACAUUGGGAUCACAGUGGGGGGAAUGGAGUAAUGAAGAACAGAUAUAGAAACUUAAGAAUUUAUGGAGGAGCUAUGGAUCAUGUACCAAAUAUUACAAACCCUGUUGCAGAUGGUGAUAUUUUGAUGUUUGGCUCACUGAAGUUCCAUGCCAUGUUCACCCCAGGUCACACGGUCGGCCAUAUUGUAUACCUCCUAGAUGGCAGUCCCUUUGGUGUUCCUAAUUCACUCUUCUCUGGAGAUCAUGUCUUCCUGUCUGGUUGUGGUCGAAUGUUUGAAGGUUCAUCAAGCACUAUGUUACGAUCUCUAGACAGCAUAUGUAGCCUGGGGGAUGAUGUGUUAGUCUGGCCAGGUCAUGAGUAUGCAAGUGACAACCUGGAAUUUUCAUUACACCUGGAGAAAGAAAACUGUGAUGCUCAGGAAAAAUAUGAAUGGGUGAAAAAUCAACGAGACAACAACUUGCCAACAUGUCCAUCUACAAUUGGUGAAGAAAAGAAGUAUAACCCGUUUUUACGAACUGGCCAAGAAUCUCUACUACAUGCCAUUGGACUUUGUGAAGGUGAUAAUUUUGAACAUUCCACAGAACCAGGUUUUGAGAUUCGAGCCCAAGCACUUGCAGAAGUGAGAAGCAGAAAAGACUUGUUCAAGUACAAACUCUGAUGUUUUCAUUAAUGUUAGGGAGUGAUGUGUUCUGUACCAUGUAGAAGCAACCUCAGCUAUCUGGACUGUCUGUCCAGGUCAGGGGUUAAUGGUCCCCAGUAGUUACUAAGGUAAUGCCACGUGAUACGAGUGUUUUGUACGAGUGUCUCAUAAAUGACAAUACGGACAUUACGAUGGAAUCAGUUGCGAUGCAGUCAGCUAUUCCUGUAUGAGACACCCAUAUUGUGUGGUGUUGUGUUUUGUGAUUAGUAAGAGUUGGCGUAGUGUUUUUAUAUUGCUCCAAUUAGCUGUUAAAAGUCACUCUGGGUGCAGCCCUGCAGGACACAAUAUUUCACGUGAACCGUCCUUCUGUUCUUGUCAACCACCAAUGGGUUAUGUGGUGUAUUGAGACCUUCAAAAAUUUAAAGUUCCAACCUUAAUAUCACUGUAAUUUUAUACACAUAUUCCAAAUAUUCAAAUUGAAAGAUGUACCAGCUCAUGAUAAAAUAAAAUAUCUUAAAAUACAUUGUGAAUGUCAUUCAGAACCAUAGUACCAUGUUAGGAUUAGGUAGCUCAUCGAUGUUGUAAAUAUAAUGGAUAUAACCAAACAGUCGGUUACCUAGGUAAAUGUUCUGGACAGGAGAUCUGGUGCAAACAGAACUCGUGCCCAGUAUGGACGUGCCUGAACCUUCAGUGCAUAUGGGCACGUUAAUAGAGUUUUUCUUCCUCCUCCCUAGUGUUGUGUAAAUCACAUCCUCAUUUUCUUAAUUAGUUUAUUAAAAUUAAAUACCCAUUCUCAAUCCGCUACAUAAGCAGCACCAAAUUUAUAACAACUCAGAAUGUGGUGGUGGGGGGGGG
This is a messenger RNA of Gigantopelta aegis, 1960 nucleotides long. Its product is annotated as probable hydrolase PNKD. The record is from RefSeq and is a predicted model, not a curated record. Gene Ontology annotation, cellular component: mitochondrion. NCBI's taxonomy places the organism in Eukaryota, Metazoa, Mollusca, Gastropoda, Neomphalida, Peltospiridae. Gene Ontology annotation, molecular function: hydroxyacylglutathione hydrolase activity. The transcript has 10 exons. Bases 92 to 1123 code for a protein of 343 amino acids.